Molecule: messenger RNA, 318 nt
Organism: Penicillium verrucosum
Lineage: Eukaryota; Fungi; Ascomycota; Eurotiomycetes; Eurotiales; Aspergillaceae
Exons: 1
Coding region: 1-318 (105 amino acids)
Source: RefSeq, a predicted model, not a curated record
AUGGCAUGGUGCCCCCCUUCUAUUCGUCGUGCUUUUGCCGCCCUUUCAAGCUCCUGUUUCUUUGUUAUCGUCGAUACCAAUACUCGCAACUUGCUUGAAGAACUACGACAACUAUACUUCACUGAUGACCGCCUUUCUUCCGAACAAGUCUCUCUACGCGAUGUAUAUCGACCGCAGGCCCGGACAAGUCAGAAGCACCAUCCGGAAGACCAAACCAAUGAUAAGUCGGCACAUUAUGACAAGAAAGCCCAGGGUCAGGAUACGGGGUUUGCUGGAGCAUCUGUAACCGCAAACCAGUGCGGCGGAUAUACCGAGUGA